Molecule: messenger RNA, 1128 nt
Organism: Daucus carota subsp. sativus
Lineage: Eukaryota; Viridiplantae; Streptophyta; Magnoliopsida; Apiales; Apiaceae
Product: glycine-rich cell wall structural protein 1
Exons: 1
Coding region: 1-1128 (375 amino acids)
Source: RefSeq, a predicted model, not a curated record
AUGGCCUAUUUUUCACGUAAAUGGCUAUGUGCUGUUUUGGUUUUGAGUAUUGUUUUUGAGUUGAGUUUAGUGGCUUUUGGUGAGAAGAAGCUUGAUGAGACAAGAUGGGAUGAUGAUUGUAGAGGGAGGAGAGGGUGUGGGGGACGUGGAAGGUAUGGUAAUGGUGGGCGAGGAGGGAGGUAUGGAGGUAGAGGAGGUGGUUUAGGUGGUGGUGGCGGUGGAGGGCUUGGAGGAGGUGGCGGUGGAGGACUUGGAGGAGGAGGAGGUUUAGGUGGUGGUGGAGGGGGAGGUGCUGGUGGAGGUGGUGGCGUUGGAGGAGGUUCGGGUCAAGGUGGUGGAUUUGGUGCUGGAGGUGGUGUAGGAGGAGGUGUUGGAGGUGGUGGUGGUCUUGGUGGAGGUGGUGGAGGAGGUUCUGGAGGAGGGGGUGGUGUUGGAGGAGGAUCAGGUCAUGGUGGAGGAUUUGGAGCUGGAGGAGGUGUUGGUGGUGGUGCAGGAGGUGGAGUGGGAGUUGGAGGUGGUGGUGGUGGAGGGUCUGGAGGAGGAGGUGGUAUUGGUGGUGGUUCGGGACAUGGUGGAGGUUUUGGAGCUGGAGGGGGUGUUGGUGGUGGCGCAGGAGGGGGAGUUGGAGUUGGUGGUGGAGGUGGAGGAGGCUCAGGAGGAGGAGGUGGAAUUGGAGGAGGUUCUGGUCAUGGUGGAGGGUUUGGAGCAGGAGGAGGUGUUGGUGGUGGUGCAGGAGGUGGAGCUGGAGUUGGUGGGGGUGGUGGUGGAGGAUCAGGUGGAGGAGGAGGAGUUGGAGGUGGUUCUGGCCACGGUGGAGGAUUCGGAGCUGGUGGAGGUGUAGGUGGUGGUGUGGGAGGAGCUGCAGGAGGUGGUGGCGGAGGAGGAGGAGGAGGUGGUGGUGGAGGCGGUGGAGGAGGACUAGGUGGUGGAUCAGGCCAUGGAGGUGGCAUUGGAGGUGGUGGAGGAGGACUUGGCGGAGGCCAUGGAAUUGGUGGAGGUCAUGGAGCUGGAGGAGGAGUUGGCAUUGGAAUCGGCAUUGGAGUAGGUGUUGGAGUUGGAGGUGGUUCUGGCCAAGGAGUUGGAGUUGGUUCUGGAUCCGGCAGUGGUGGUGGUGGAGGCAAACACUAG